This is a messenger RNA of Fimicolochytrium jonesii, 645 nucleotides long. RefSeq names its product phosphoribosyltransferase-like protein. NCBI's taxonomy places the organism in Eukaryota, Fungi, Chytridiomycota, Chytridiomycetes, Spizellomycetales, Powellomycetaceae. Gene Ontology annotation, molecular function: magnesium ion binding; hypoxanthine phosphoribosyltransferase activity. Gene Ontology annotation, biological process: purine ribonucleoside salvage; guanine salvage; IMP salvage. The record is from RefSeq and is a predicted model, not a curated record. The coding region runs from base 1 to 645 and encodes 214 amino acids. The transcript has 6 exons.
AUGACCCAGUGUAUCGAUAUCAAGGACAACGACGGCUAUGACUUGGAGAACUUCGUUCUUCCCACGCACUAUGCCCGGGACCUAGAGCGUGUGUUGAUCCCGUAUGGCCUCAUCCGCGACCGCAUCGAGAAACUCGCCGCUGAUAUAGCCGCCGACUGUACCAACCCCGUCGUGGCCUGCUGUGUGCUGAAGGGCGCACAUGGGUUCUUUGCGCAUCUGAUGGAAUCACUGAAGAAGCAGAAAGAUCGCAAGGCUGAGUCUAUCCCCCUCAGCUUCGAAUUCAUCAAAGUAAAAAGCUACGAAAACACUGAAUCGACCGGCAACGUCUACAUCUCCCUCUCCGAGGAGGACAUGAAGUCCUUCAAGGGUAAAGACCUCCUCAUCUGCGAGGAUAUCAUCGACACGGGGCGGACGAUGGUCGCGUUGAUUGAGAAGCUGAAGAAGUAUGAGCCCGCUAGCAUUCGGGUCGUGAGUUUGUUGUUGAAGAAGACGCCGAGGAGUAAUCAAUAUGUGCCCGAGUAUGUCGGAUUCGCUAUCCCGGAUCUGUUCGUCGUUGGAUACUGCCUCGACUACAACGAACACUUCCGCGACCUCGACCACAUCGCUGUCAUCAGCGAGCACGGAAAGCAGGCGUACGCUGUAUAG